AUGGCUUUUGAAAACAGUGACAACCACAAAGAUCAACAACUGGGUCAGCACAUUCAUUUUUCUCCUCCCAAGCCACCACACUCUCCAAAGAAACCCUCACCACUUAGACAAUGCCAACGCCUCUCCUCUAUACCCGACUAUGAUCAAAUCAGCAACUUGAGCUUACACGACGAAGAUUCAGCAACUUACUUACAAGAUAUUCGAAAUAACCGCGUCGCACGACUCAAUGGCUCGAGGCCGCCUCCGCCGUCGAGAAUAGCAAGCAAGCGCCAGCAGCAGCGACCGACUUCCAGCGACGACUCUUUCCAGGCCAUCACUAACACACCAGUUCCGACCACCUCGCAUACCCGUCAAAAGAGCUUGGAUUCCAUUGACCGUGGCGAGUUCGUCGGUCGCCCUCUUGUAUCGCAACCCGGGCCUUCCAAGGUGGCCAAGCCGUCAUCUUUGGUCGCACAACCCAUACACGAGGCUAUAGAAGAGUUGAACCUGGAUGAAGAACAACGCAUACAUGCAGCCGCCCAGGACGAGGCUGCUGAGCUAGUUUGGAAGCAUCGCACUGGUCACGACCCUGAGAAAGAGCGUGCUUCUGCAUACACAAAUCCAGACGUGGACUCCAAAGCCGCGCGAAAGGACUACCGUGCCCAUCUUCGCACCACAAGCAAAGACAGAAUCGAAAGCCGUCCUCUCGCCACCAAUCGUCCGGCAGUGAAUGGUUCACCGAUCGCGUCUCCCGAAAGGCCUAGCACCAGGGCUAUCCCCGACGAUCCUUUCGUCGAAAGUACGCCUGUCUCUACCCCUAUCCCUACACCUCGAAGCACGCGUUCAAAAGGCAAAAGUUACGAAGGACUCGCAAACGCCGUGGCAAACGAUGUCGCAGUAUCAAAACGACGUGUAAGCAGUGGGUCCAAACGACGACCUAGCGCAGAUGUCAAGGCCGGGUUUAUGAGCCCCACCGACAGAAUUUACGAGGAACCGGACGAACAACUGAAGGAAGCAAGAGCUGCAGAAGUGCAAAGAGCGACAGCAAAGGUGGAAGCAAAGUCCGAAGAGGUUCCACGUCACGUUCGCAGGAACCCUUUUGCGCGAGUGAGAUUGGCACAGGAGAAAUUCGAGAAAAAGAAUCUCCCUCUGGCUACUCAGUCAAGAAGACCGACGAUAAAGAGUCCAUUUCUGGCUACACGGCAAAGAAGCAUGAAAAGANUUGAGAUCCAGAGAAAUCCACCUUCGCAAUCCCGCAAUGCUUUCUACACGGUCAACAAUUCUGUGCCAGCCUCACCCAAUCUUCCACCUCAAGAGAUACCCGAGAAGGCUGUAGAGGACAGCCCAAAGAUAAAAGAUGGCAAAGAAAUACGCAGCGACGACAUACGCUCUGCAACCGCCAUGAAGCGCAAGGACAGGAGCCCCAAUCUACCCCAACCAACCGCAGUCAGCGACAGUCCUGGCAGACCUAUUGUUAGUUUCCAAUCAGGGUGGAAGCCCAAGGAGAUCCAGUUGGUUGAGGAGAAACCGAUUGAUCUCCCCAACUCUCUGGCCGUAGGGAAGAAUGCCNCCUCCGACGCUGCUUUGAGUGGAAAGCAGAGACGUUACUCGCUGCCACGUUCUCAGCAAGGCCCACCUCCAAUUCCUACAAUCAUGACUCCGGACGAACCAGCAACAAGAUCAAGCGAGCUACCUGGUACUAUGCCCACGAUUUCGGUCCUGACCGCUGACAUUCCGAUGAUUGUCGUCCCAGACGAUCCUGUCUCAAGCCCGUCCAAGACACUUUCUGAGGAGCCGGACAUUCCUGGGAUAAGUCUGUCUUCUGGCACUGUGAAGCCUCCGGUCUUCGUCAUCAACGAGCCUUCCAGUGUGAAGGCUGACCGACCACCACUGCUACAGCAUCGUCCGCAGUCUUCGCCGCCAAAGACGUCUUCGCCCUUGUCGAAACGACCUCUCCCAACUCCUACACCUUCAGCUGCUCGCCCGCUUCCCAUUCCUUCGAAGACGUCGCCGUUCCCAGCAGUGACUAAACCUCAUAUGACGCCAUCUGUAAGGAGGAAUACGGCAUUGUGUGCCCAUUGUGCAUUGCCCAUAGCAGGGCGCAUCUUGAGUGCCGCAGGCGAGCGUUUCCAUCCUUCAUGCUUCAAAUGUCAUGAGUGUAGCAUCAAUCUCGAGUGUGUGGCCUUCUACCCGGAACCAGACAAGAAGCGAGCGGAGCGCUUGGCUCGCAUCCAUCAACGUCGACAAGGCAUUGACGUUAAUCUGCCUGCAGGUGUGACCGAAGAUGAUGUCAGAAGGCUAGAGGAACAGGACGGUGAUGAAUCGCUACGAUUUUUCUGUGGACUAGAUUUCCACGAGUUCUUUAGUCCACGUUGCAAGAGUUGCAAGACACCUAUUGAAGGCGAAGUAGUCGUUGCUUGUGGAGCAGAAUGGCAUGUUGGCCAUUUCUUCUGUGCACAGUGUGGUGAUCCUUUCGAUUCGACGACACCUUUUGUCGAAAAGGACGGAUAUGCAUGGUGUGUAGGCUGUCAUACCAACAGAUACAGCGCAAAGUGCCGUAAAUGCAAACGCCCAGUCACGGAGAUUGUGGUCAAGGCCUUGGGUUCUGACUGGCACGCAGACUGCUUCUGCUGCACG
Messenger RNA from Aureobasidium uvarum, 2616 nucleotides. The record is from the annotation of a GenBank genome assembly. NCBI's taxonomy places the organism in Eukaryota, Fungi, Ascomycota, Dothideomycetes, Dothideales, Saccotheciaceae.